This is a messenger RNA of Hypomesus transpacificus, 4179 nucleotides long. RefSeq names its product ST6 beta-galactosamide alpha-2,6-sialyltranferase 2b (gene st6gal2b). The coding region runs from base 286 to 1788 and encodes 500 amino acids. NCBI's taxonomy places the organism in Eukaryota, Metazoa, Chordata, Actinopteri, Osmeriformes, Osmeridae. The record is from RefSeq and is a predicted model, not a curated record. The transcript has 6 exons. Gene Ontology annotation, molecular function: sialyltransferase activity.
UUCUCUAAACAUAGAGUCGAGUUAACAGUAGUACAGUCGACGUUGUCUGUAUUGCGUUGUAUUUGGCCGACCGCGAUUACUGGAUACUGGUGGUGGUACCCCUCAUUGAAGAUGGAACGAAAGCAUGUGUUUUCCGGAAUUACACCUCGGUUGUAAAUCUAGGACAUGUAGCGCAGAUUCUGUUUGUCUGGGAAAGCAGUUAGGAUUUGAUCAGGCCUCACCCUGAGAGUUGCCAGACUGGCCCCCAGGGGGCGCUGACGAUCAGCCAGCUGCAGCUUGAGCACCAUGACCCCGACCAUAAAGCAGUGGAGGCGGCUGGUCAUGCUGGGGAUGUUGGCCUGGAUCCUCCUCUUCCUGUGUCUCCUAUCACACUUCCUGGACCUGCGGGUGCUGGCCCCCGGCUUUGCCUCCCCACUGCUCAUCCACCCCGAAACCCGACGCCUCGCCUCCAUCCAGGGCAACCACCGAGGCAUCAUGGCCUCCCCCGUCCUGGAGGCCUCCAACUCCCCAGAUCACCAGGAGCCCACCUGGGGGGAACAUCCGCCCCAGGGAGGAGCCCCUCCAAUCGGCCAGGAGGGGUCCCAGGAAGCAGGUCCCCAGAUGGGCUCGCAGGCUCAGGGAGCCUGGUCAAUUCCCUGGGAGGGGGAGAUGGGCAGGGAGCACAGCCAGAGCAGACACUCUGUGAUCCCGAGCGAGCCCAAUGAGGAGGACGACUGGGAGGAGAGGAGGAGGAGGAGAAAGAGGAGGAGGAGAGGCUGGAACAGGACCAGAUCGGAGAGGAGGACCGCCGACGUUGACGACGACUACGUGUUCUCCAGUUCCAAGGUCACGGUCCAGAGACUGUGGAAGGGGAACGCCUCGGCGGGCAUGCUCUCUCCGCGGCUCCAGAAGGCCAUGAAGGACUACCUGAGCGCCAACAAGCACCACGUGGUCUACAGGGGGCGCCGGCACGGCCGGCAGAGCGGGCACGAGGUGGUGUGCCAGCUAAAGAGAGAAGCUCCGGUGAGGGCGCUGGACGGCACGGAGGAACCCUUUGCCGGGCUGGGCUGGGCCAAACUGGUGCCGGGUCACCCGCUGGAGAAGCUAGCGGGCUCAAACUUCAGGACGUGUGCUGUGGUCACCUCCGCUGGAGCCAUCCUCAACUCCUCCCUAGGGAAAGAGAUUGAUUCCCAUGAUGCUGUUCUUCGGUUCAACGCCGCCCCCACCGAGGGCUAUGAGAAUGACGUGGGCAACAAAACCACUCUCCGAAUCAUCAACUCCCAGAUCCUGGCACGACCCAAGCAUCACUUCAACACCAGCUCCCUGUACAAGGAUGGGGCUCUGGUGGCCUGGGACCCUGCGCCAUAUUCUGCUGACCUAGCCAGGUGGUUCCAGAGCCCCGACUAUGACCUCUUCACCCCCUACGUUCAGCACCGACUCCUCCAGCCGGCUCAACCCUUCUACAUCCUCCACCCCAAGUUCAUCUGGCAACUAUGGGACGUGAUCCAGAGUAACACUCAGGAGAGCAUCCAGCCGAACCCCCCCUCCAGCGGCUUCAUAGGUACAAUCCUGAUGAUGGCGCUGUGUCAGGAGGUCCACGUGUAUGAAUACAUCCCUUCGCUCCGGCAGACGGACCUGUGCCACUACUACGAGCGCUACUACGACGCCGCCUGCACUCUGGGGGCGUACCAUCCCCUGCUCUACGAGAAGGUGCUGGUCCACAAGAUGAACGUGGCUCCUGAAGAGGACCUGAAGAAGAAAGGCAGGGUCACUGUGCCUGGCUUCAGCACCGUGGACUGUGGGCCGUGAACUCUUCCCAUCGUUCUUUUGGAACUCGGACCCCCUGGGUUUCUGUGUAAAUGAAGAUGACGGUGCUCAAAGUAUGAACCUGAGCUAACGGACGGGCGGAGACACGGUGAGUUUGAGCGUCUUUCGCUCCGAGCCUUAGGACCAUGCUCCAUUCGUUCUUGGGAGUGUCUUUGUCGGCAGCUGUUGGCCGCAAGGGCGGGCGACUUCAGCCAGGGACUGUUGAAGGGAUCAAAAGCUGUGGACUUGACUUUCAAAGAGGUCGACAAGGAGAGAAAGUGUUUCGAAUUAUUCAGCCCUGAAGUAACGCCUGGUUGCUGGCAGGAAAAAAGCAAAACGAAACCGUUAGGCUAGCUGUAGCAAACACUGUUAAUGGAGGUGUGUUCAAGGCAUGAGGGUGUUGUGUUGCGGUGUGUGUUCGAUUUAGUCCCAUAAGGGGUCUUCUCAUUAACACAGAACUCUAGAGCUGGUCUGCACUUUCCUUUUUGAAUCAUUUAGGUAUUUUCCAUCAACCCUUUGUUUUCCUAUGAUGUCUAGGCCUAGACUAGUUAGCUACACUGUAGCUCAUGAAAUGCCAAUAAAAUAUCAAACACAUUUACAGGUAGCUGGCUAGCUAGCCAAGCAUCUAGCAAGAUCCACAACUGGAUAGAGAAUCUGGCUGGCAAUGCUAGGUAUCUGGCCUGUGUUGUUUUAGAGCUGCUCUAAAUAAAUGUGUUACGACCUUUCUGUCGAAGGAUAACACAAUUCCAGUCUGUCAACUGUGUGAGUGCGUUGCAAUACAAAUACUUUGAAAUAGAACAAAUUGAUUGUACAUUAGUUGUAGACAUUAUCGGAGAAUAAUCCCUUGAUGCAAAAACUCGGUAAUCUGCAAAUUGGCCCUGCUUUGAAUAACUCAGUCGUUCCAACAAUCACAUUUAUUUGAAGGACGUGUAAUCGAUGCAUGUUUGUUUUAAAGCUAAGAUUGUCGUUCAUUCAUUGUUGUGGAAUAGGGUUAGUCAGAAAAGAAUGGAAUGUUUUGUAUGUAUUUUCCUGAAAUUGAUGGUGAUUGAUGUGAAUUCACUGUGUUUGAAAAAUGCGUUCUAGAAACCUAAAGGAAAGGGGAAUGUGAAUGUAUAUCUUUCACUGUCGAUUCCUGUUUUACCUUACUUUGAACCUAUGGCGCCAAAUCAAGAAAUUACAAAUAGGCCACAAAUCAUGCACGCCUUUACUCAUCAUUUCAACACAUUUGUACACUCCGAGUUCAAUAUUAUUAAGUAUAAUCAAACGCAAAAGUAGAAUGAAGAAGAAUAGUCAAAAACUUUUUAAAAACAAGUACCUUUUUGAUUGGAACCAAGCAAGAGCAAUAUUAGAACUUUGUCUGUAACUGUGAUAUUCUUGUUGUGGUACGAGGGAAAACCUGUGUGGUCAUAUGAGGGAGAACUGUUUUGUGUAGAAGUUUGUGUACUUAAUGUACAAAGACCUAACACAUUUUUAGGAAAUCCUUACUGUGGGUAUGCGAAUAGUAAUUGUAUUUACUUGAUUUUUAAUGCCGCAAGAAUGUGUUCUACCCCGAUGUUUUUAAUGAGCUCAGAAGCAGGAAACUCGGAGAGCACAGAUGAUAACUGUAAUCUGGGUCACUAGAACAUCAUUCAGGAAAGACGGAAAGGUAUUGGACAGUAAGAGCAGUUUCUCACUGUCAUGGUGUGGUCUGUCAGGUGGUGAAGGGGAUUUACCCUGUCGUUUACAGAUAUACUACAGAACACAUGGCCUUUAGCAACCAACAGAUCCAUUUGACUGCUGUUCAUUUCCCUGGCCUUGACACAAUGGUACAGAUACACUGUGUAAAUAGAAGGUGCAUUUGGUUGGUUUUGGAUUAUGGAAAUCUGGUAAAACUGUAAUGCAACGCAGCUAUUCAUACUUGCUGGGUACUCUAAUGAAAUGUAUUGCCUUUAGCAAUUAUAAUAGACUUGAAAUUGUGCCAAAUACUUUCUCUGUGAGGUUACUGCUGUACUGCUGCUGCUAAUGGUGUCUUGGGAACACACUACUAAACAUGGUAAGGUGGGCAAAGCAGCCGUUUUGAAAUGUUUGAGCAAAGUGACAGAGCCAUAUCAUUAGGAGUCAUUUAAUAGUGGUAUUAUAAAAAGGAAAGUAGAAAGGGCAGCGACUGAAAUGUCGUUUUGACCUGGUGGUUGUAUGAUCCAAUGUGUACAGCAUAAUAUAUAUAUAUACCUUAAAUAUUAUUGGCUGGUCUUGACAAAAACCUAACAGUGCAGUAUUCUCAUUUGUACAGUGUUUUUCUGUUUUACUGCUCAUUUUGUAUAGAUCAGUUUGCACUGAACAUGAUUUGAUAGUAAGAUUUGUACUUUUCCCAUCGUUUUCUACUAACACUGUUACGAAUAAAGACGUUAUACAGCA